AUGGAUCAACACGACGACUUCGACAGUGUUUCCUGGAAGCAUGACCCAGACAGCGAUGCCUCGCGACCAACAACUGCUGGCACUGAUGCUGCGGAAACCAGUGAAUUUGACCAUGAUACCAAUGGCAAGCGCAGAAUGAGCUCCACCCACGAAGAACCCCAGGCCGGCCCGCUGGCUGACGCCGUCGACCUUGCGGGCAUCGGCGAUGGAGUUCUCGAGUGCCAUGUUGACUCUCCACUGAAAGAGAACGAUGGGACAAAAGACGCAUAUAUCUCUUACCUAGUCACCACACAUACCGACUUCAAAUCAUUCCAAAGACCUGAGUUUACUGUCAGGCGACGAUUCACCGACUUCUACUUCCUAUACAAGACGCUCUAUCGCGAAUAUCCAGCAUGCGCGGUGCCGCCACUCCCGGACAAGCACAAGAUGGAGUACGUGCGGGGAGACCGGUUUGGGCCGGAGUUCACAACGCGACGGGCAUGGUCGCUGCAUCGAUUCUUGAAACGCCUGACCCUUCACCCCGUGCUUCGACGGGCCCCAUUGCUCACUAUCUUCUUGGAGUCGUCGGACUGGAACGCUCACAUGCGCCUGCACUCAACUCGGACCUCGACAAAUACCAGCUCUGAUGGCGCAGCCACUGGUAUCUUUGAUAACUUCACCGACACUUUUGUCAACGCCUUUUCGAAAGUGCACAAGCCGGAUCGGCGGUUUAUCGAGGUGCGCGAGAAGGCCGAUAAGUUGGACGAAGACCUGUCGCAUGUGGAGAAGACUGUUGCACGGGUUGCGCGACGUGAGUCAGAUCUGGAGACAGACUACACUGAGCUAGCGACACAAUUCCGCAAGCUCGUCCCACUAGAGCCUGCUGUCGAGAUGCCAUUACAGGUCUUUGCAGCUUCCGUGGAAGAGACCGCCCGCGGAUUGCGUGGACUGAAAGAUCACACCGAUCAAAACUACCUCGGCUCGCUGCGUGAUACAGAGUCUUACAUUAUGUCUCUCAAGGCCCUGCUCAAGACCCGCGAGCAGAAGCAACUCGAUUUCGAGGCCUUGGUCGAUUACCGCAAUAAAGCCGUCACGGAGCGUGACUCUCUCGCUUCCAAUCCAGCCGCUUACUACGCCUCAAACCCGCUAACCUCUUCGCCUGCCUCUUUUAUCCGCUCCAAAAUGGAGGACAUGCGCGGUGUUGAUCACGAACAGUCACGUCGCGAGCGUGUUAGAAAGCUCGAGCUUCGCAUUGACGAAUUGACCCGCGAAGUCGAGUCUGCUAAGACCACUUCCGAAAUGUUUGAUGAAGAAGUGGUCCGCGAAGUCGCAGACUUCGAACGCAUUAAGGCGGUCGAGUUCCGAGACGGCCUCGGCUCUUUCGCUGAUUCGCACAUCGAGUUUUAUCAAGGUGUGCUCUCUACGUGGGAGCGAUUUGUGGCAGAAAUGGAGGGAGAGGGGGAACCCGGUCGUGACUCUGAUGCUGCAGCAAUUGGAGCUGUUUAG
Molecule: messenger RNA, 1485 nt
Organism: Penicillium soppii
Lineage: Eukaryota; Fungi; Ascomycota; Eurotiomycetes; Eurotiales; Aspergillaceae
Product: sorting nexin-4
Exons: 2
Coding region: 1-1485 (494 amino acids)
Biological process (GO): cytoplasm to vacuole targeting by the Cvt pathway; autophagy
Cellular component (GO): phagophore assembly site
Molecular function (GO): phosphatidylinositol binding
Source: RefSeq, a predicted model, not a curated record